Molecule: messenger RNA, 441 nt
Organism: Penicillium atrosanguineum
Lineage: Eukaryota; Fungi; Ascomycota; Eurotiomycetes; Eurotiales; Aspergillaceae
Exons: 1
Coding region: 1-441 (146 amino acids)
Source: RefSeq, a predicted model, not a curated record
AUGCAGCUCAUUCAGAUCAUCCUUUCCACCACCCUCCUCGCCUCCUCGGCCGUCAUGGCCGCCCCUACUGCCGGCGUGUCCAUGAUGGCCGCUGGUCCCCAGUGGACUAUCGAGAACAUGAAGCGCACCUGCAACGCCGCCAACUCCCAGUGUACCUGGACCUUCGGCAUUGAGGUUGGCACUGCCGCCGCUACCCCCUGCACCUACGUCGUGAAGGCCGCCGAUGCCUCCCAGGCCAACGGCGGUCCUGCCACUUGUGGCGCCUACACGAUCACUUCCGGCUGGAGCGGCCAGUUCGGCCCGGGCAAUGGCUUCACAACCCUCUCUGUCGUCAACGGUGACACCCGCCAAAUUGUCUGGCCCGCCUACACCGACAACCAGCUCGCUGGUGGAAAGGUCGUCAAGCCCGACCAGGCUUACGCCCCCGCUGCUCUCCCUUAA